Trichoderma harzianum CBS 226.95 is the source of this 1213-nucleotide messenger RNA. RefSeq lists its product as hypothetical. Lineage: Eukaryota; Fungi; Ascomycota; Sordariomycetes; Hypocreales; Hypocreaceae. Bases 111 to 1136 code for a protein of 341 amino acids. The record is from RefSeq and is a predicted model, not a curated record. The transcript has 3 exons.
GCUCUCUAUUGCAUUGCCAUUAAUCAUCGGAUUAACCUGAGUACUUAAACAUCCACACGCCAAUAAUCCCGAUUGCUCGUUUUCAAUCUAGAGACAUAGGCGAAAGAAAAAUGACUUCUCCCACGGCCCUUAUAAUUGGUGGUACUGGAGCUCAAGGAGUACCGAUUGUCGAAGAGUUGGCCAAUCAUGGAUUUCAAGUUCGAGUUCUCACAAGAGACGUUACCUCGAGCAACGCAAAAAAACUCUCAGAGCUUCCAAAUGUGACCUUCUCUCUGGGUGCCGUGGACUCUGUUCCUGACCUGAAAAGAGCAUUCCACGGAGUUGACUAUGCAUUUGUCAAUCUCAACAGUUGGGCCCUGGGUAUCAAGGAUGAAAUAUUUUGGGGGAUUCGAAUAUUCGAAAUUGCAGUACAGAGUGGUGUUCAGCACUAUAUAUGGUCAUCACUUGACAACUUUUUUUUGGAAACGAAGUAUGAUGACUCUUUUCGAUCUGUUCAUUAUUAUGGCAAGGGUCAUGUUGAACAGUGGAUAUCCGCGCUGCCCCAAUCGCCUAUGAGAUGGACAAUUCUUGCCACAAGCCCGUAUCUUGAGCAACUGUGGGGUUUAAUGAGGCCAACCAAGGGCGAGAAUGGUGUUUACGAUUUUCGCUUCCCUGUUAACGAUGGUGGCUUCCCAUUGACUUGUUUGGAUGAUAUGGGAUACUACGUUCGUUGGAUCAUCGAACAUCCAGAAAGAUCUGCGGGGAUGAAUCUUAAACUAGGAGUGGAACACGUUACGCCAAACAUUCUAGCCAAAGCCCUCACAGAGGCUACAGGUCUACCUGCAAAGGGAACUAAUAUUGAACUGGACCAAUGGUUUGAGGACGUCAGCUGGGGCCCCUCUCGAGAACAUAAAAUGGGCUCUACCACGGCCGGACCAAAUGACCCAACACUACAUACAGUAUAUGAAAGCUUCUCUGGUUGGUGGAAAAUGUAUCAGCAUUCUAUUAACAAUACAGGCUUAAUCAAGCGCGAUUAUGCGCUUUUAGAUGAGAUCCACCCUCACCGAACCAGGAGUGUCAAAGAAUGGAUGCAGAAGGUCCACUAUGAUGCGGAUAAACUCGACAUCGUCACGGUGACUGCACCAAUGGCGUUGUAAUAAUUGAGCAAUUAUUUUUAUCUUAUUGGCCCCCAGUAUGGAAAAGCAGGGAGUAAGAGAUGGACUACAAUGCAGAC